Molecule: messenger RNA, 1121 nt
Organism: Topomyia yanbarensis
Lineage: Eukaryota; Metazoa; Arthropoda; Insecta; Diptera; Culicidae
Gene: Aven
Exons: 2
Coding region: 145-1077 (310 amino acids)
Biological process (GO): negative regulation of G2/M transition of mitotic cell cycle
Source: RefSeq, a predicted model, not a curated record
AUAUACCAUUCCAUUCGGUUGGAUUCCGUGAACAAGGGGAUUAUUUAUUGUUGCAUGUAAUUUUGUUCUGUUCCUAUUCGAAUACAACAUUUCUUUGUUCUCCGAACGUAUGAGUAGGCGUUUAUCGAAUAGUUUGCACCACAAAUGGAUAAGAGUAUUGGAAAGGAUAAACGUCGUCUUGAUAAACGCCAUAAGAAACCUCCACCGGUGAAGACGGGAAGUAAAGGACAAACCCAGAAAGAGUUCAAAAAUAACAAAACUGUUCCUUCAUCCGAACCGCUACUUGUUUAUGACGAUCGCUAUUCGAAGCGUAACAUCGAACCAAAUUGGAACACCCGACAGGAUUUGUCCUCCGAUUCCGAAAACGAACAAUCGAGAGCCGCUGACUUUGAGGAUUUACUACGGGUGCCCCACUCAGUCAGUGGACACUUCUUUUUGAGCAACGAGAAACAUUGGGUAAGCGAGGCAGCCGAACCAGCGAUCAUCAGCGGAAAAUCUAAUCAGCAGUUCGGAAACUACUUCAAAAUCGAUACGAAACAUUUGAAUGCCAGUUUGGCCACGAUACCAUUCUACGAGAGAAACGGAUAUCCGCCGGACAUUUUUACCAAUCAAGACAUCAAGUCUAUGAAACUGAAAGCAGAACUUGAGGAAAUAAAGUAUAAGAAACUUAUUGGUAAUUUGAAUACAAGUCAAAAAAUGGCAAACAGACCGAAAUCACCGCCUGCUAAGUGCCUUAUUGGAGCCGAUGCAUUGCCUUCCCGCCCGUCACAGGAAAGUGCUGCACCGGUAAUUAUGCAACCACCACAGCCGGUUCCUUGCUUGAUAGGACCGUUGGCACUGCCACCGGAGCUGAGAAACGAUCCCAACGUAACAGGAAGCUAUGCCGCGGCGGGUGGAAUUGCAGACCGAUUGAGUGAGGUAACAAUCACCACUGUUCCAGUGACCGAGGAGUCUGUUCCUAUUAGGACAGAUGCCACCGUGCAAGAUUUACCUAAUGCCGGCAGAAAAGAGGACGUUGAGAAAACGGAAACGAAAGAAGAUAUGCAACAGUGGCUUGAUGACAUUUUGGAUAUGUGAGCUUAGUCGGUAUUUAUUCAAUAAAAAAACCCUUUUAACAUGAA